AUGGGAAAUUCAUAAUAAAAAAAUGAUGAUAAAUUAAUUUCAACAGUCUGGCUAGGUGUUAAUGUAAUGUCUUAACCUAAUUAUAGAAUGAUUGGAAAUCAUUGAUGAAAGAUAGAUUAUCUCGAUUAGAUGAAGAAUGGGUAUCGACAAUAACAAAAUGUUUGGUUAAACACUCUACAAAUGAAUAGCAAAGAUUUAGAAAUAAAAUCAAAUAAGUUUGUAAAUAAUUUAAAAUUUAUUAUUUAAGUAAGUUAGCCUUUAAAGGAAGAUUAAAUGAAAUUGUAGUCUGAAGAGUUUUUGUAAUAAUUUGUUAUCAUAUUUUACAAUUUUAGAAAGAACAAUGAGUUUCUUCGAGAAGAUACUUUUAUUAGAACAUCCUCAAAUGAUCAAACGUUAUCAACUAGUUACAAUUCUUGUAGUUUAUAAUUUAAAAUAAAUUUAGUUUCUAAAAUGAAUGAUAAUCAAUCUUUAUCUUCUUAAAAAUAAGAUUAAUUGGAUUAUGAAACUCAGAAUGCUUAAGCAUAAAAGUUUUACUUAGUGUUUACAAUAAUAAAUGAGAUGAUCAAAUCAAACAAGCAUCCUUUUUCCUAUAUGAUACAAUAAUUUUAGGAAUGGGCAAAAAUUCAUUUGAAUAGUCUCUAAUAAUCUCAUUCAAAUUUGUUUUAGUUAAAAGCAUAGGUUACUAAAUUUGGUUUAACAGCAAAUAUAUUUUUGAGCUUUCUAAUUCAUGCAUUGAAUGAAUAUUUGGGAGAUCUCUCUAGUGAUUAGAAUGAUCUUCUUUAGAAUAAAUAUCUUAAAGAUAAAGCAAAUUAUUUUAAUUUUUUUCUAUCAAUAGUAAGUAAUUUGAUCAUUAUAUAAGACUAUAAAUGAAACAUUAACAGUCCAAAUAAUGGAAGUUUUAAAAAUAUUACAUAAAAACAGUAUUAUAAAUUUGAUGGGGAAAAUGACGCAUUUAUCUUUGAAACCAGAUUUUUUUGAGAUUCCUAAGAAAUAUUUGACAUAGACUAGACCUUUUUAAGAAUAGAUUGAAUAUCUAUAAGCAAUUUAAUUCUCAAAACAUCCAGCAGAAAAAUAUUUUGUACUAGCAAAAGGAUAUUAAUUAUUAAGAGAAUAUCUAACUAAAAGUGCAUCAAAUUUUGUAUAGCUUUAGGCAACAAAUUAUGUGCUUGUUCAUUCACAAAUUUAAAAUUUGCAUGCUCAUUUGCAUUUACUUGAACUUUUUUAUCCAAGCUCGCCAAUAUUACUAAAGUAUAAUUCGUCAUUGUAAUUUUUGUAAAAUAUUAUAAUAUGA
Paramecium sonneborni is the source of this 1291-nucleotide messenger RNA. NCBI's taxonomy places the organism in Eukaryota, Ciliophora, Oligohymenophorea, Peniculida, Parameciidae. The record is from the annotation of a GenBank genome assembly.